GACGUCGCUAAAGCGUCUGAGGCCUUAAAGGCCUCCCAGAAGAAGCCGGCUAGCAAAGCUAAUGCGAAGCAUGCUCCAGCUGCGAAAGGUGAAAAGGUCCCUAAGAAACCGGAAUCCCAGUCCUACCGGGACAUAGUCCGUGCGCGCAAGGUCAAGAGCAUUGCAAAGAAGAAGGUAGUUCGCCGAUUGAAAUACCUUCGACUGAAGAAGAUCAUGAUGAAGCGUGCCCAAAAACAUUUAGCCGAGUACAGUAAAGCGCAGAAACGUGAAGUUAACCUAAAGCGCAAUGCUGAAAAGUUUGGAAACUUCUACGUUGAAGCAGAACCUCGCCUGGCCUUCGCCGUUCGUAUCCGUGGUAUUAAUGGAAUUCAUCCCAAGCCUCGUAAGACUCUACAACUUAUGAGACUCAGGCAGAUUAACAAUGGCGCUUUCGUUCGGCUAAAUAAGGCGACUUUGAACAUGUUAAGACUCAUUGAUCCUUAUAUAGCCUGGGGCUACCCAUCUCUGAAGACAGUGAGACGACUAAUUUACAAACGUGGCUUCUGUAAAAUACGAGGUCAAAGAUUGCCCCUCACCAAUGCCAGGAUCCAGAAACGCCUCGGCCGAUAUGGAAUAAUCUGUACUGAGGAUCUUGUUCACGAGCUCUAUACGGUCGGACCACACUUUAAGCAGGCUUCCUCAUUCCUCUGGCGGUUCAAGCUGAACAACCCAACUGGAGGGUUCCGCAAGAAGGGUCGCCACUUCGUCGAAGGUGGUGAUUUCGGAAACCGUGAGAAGUACAUAAACCGAAUGUUGAAAACUAUGAUAUAA
This is a messenger RNA of Dibothriocephalus latus, 810 nucleotides long. Lineage: Eukaryota; Metazoa; Platyhelminthes; Cestoda; Diphyllobothriidea; Diphyllobothriidae. The record is from the annotation of a GenBank genome assembly.